Messenger RNA from Gorilla gorilla gorilla (western lowland gorilla), 3399 nucleotides. It is a transcript of the gene KATNBL1, whose product is annotated as katanin regulatory subunit B1 like 1. Gene Ontology annotation, molecular function: microtubule binding. The transcript is spliced from 10 exons. NCBI's taxonomy places the organism in Eukaryota, Metazoa, Chordata, Mammalia, Primates, Hominidae. Gene Ontology annotation, cellular component: nucleolus. The record is from RefSeq and is a predicted model, not a curated record. Bases 173 to 1084 code for a protein of 303 amino acids.
GCCCACAGCGCCAGCUAUCCCGGCGGGCCGCGCGCGCGGCCGCGUUUGAAUGGCCCUGAGUGGGACUCGGCCCAGAAGCCGAGGGACUCUCUAGGCUGCCGGGCGCUGGUCGUCAGCGCCGAGGCUGGGCUGAGGCGCCGCGGUACCAUGAGGCGCCGGUACUUAAGAGAUUAUGGCAUCGGAAACCCACAAUGUUAAAAAACGGAACUUUUGUAAUAAGAUUGAGGAUCAUUUCAUUGAUCUUCCUAGAAAAAAGAUCUCUAAUUUCACUAAUAAGAACAUGAAGGAGGUUAAGAAAUCUCCAAAACAGUUGGCUGCUUACAUAAAUAGAACAGUUGGACAAACUGUGAAAAGCCCAGAUAAACUUCGUAAAGUGAUCUAUCGCAGAAAGAAAGUUCAUCAUCCCUUUCCAAAUCCUUGUUACAGAAAAAAACAGUCCCCUGGAAGUGGGGGCUGUGACAUGGCAAAUAAAGAAAAUGAACUGGCUUGUGCAGGCCACCUGCCUGAAAAAUUACACCAUGAUAGUCGAACAUAUUUGGUUAACUCCAGUGAUUCUGGUUCUUCACAGACAGAAAGCCCAUCAUCAAAAUAUAGUGGGUUUUUUUCUGAGGUUUCUCAGGACCAUGAAACAAUGGCCCAAGUUUUGUUCAGCAGGAAUAUGAGAUUGAAUGUAGCUUUAACUUUCUGGAGAAAGAGAAGUAUAAGUGAACUUGUAGCUUAUUUGUUGAGGAUAGAAGAUCUUGGCGUUGUGGUAGAUUGCCUUCCUGUGCUCACCAAUUGUUUACAGGAAGAAAAACAAUAUAUCUCACUUGGCUGCUGUGUUGACUUGUUGCCUCUAGUAAAGUCACUACUUAAAAGCAAAUUUGAAGAAUAUGUUAUAGUUGGUUUAAACUGGCUUCAAGCAGUCAUUAAAAGGUGGUGGUCAGAACUGUCAUCCAAAACAGAAAUUAUAAAUGAUGGAAAUAUUCAAAUUUUAAAACAACAAUUAAGUGGAUUAUGGGAACAGGAAAGCCAUCUUACUUUGGUUCCAGGAUAUACUGGUAAUAUAGCUAAGAAAUUGAAAGAAGAGGGCGGGGCAAGGUAGCUCAUGCCUGUAAUCCCAGUACUUUGGGAGGCCAAGGUGGGCAGAUCACGAGCUCAGGAGAUCGAGACCAUCCCGGCCAACAUGGUGAAACCCCAUCUCUACUAAAAUACAAAAAAUUAGCCGGGCGUGGUGGUGCGCACCUGUAGUCCCAGCUACUUGGGAGGCUGAGGCUGGAGAAUCACUUGAACCCUGGAGGUGGAGGUUGCAGAGAGCCAAGAUCACACCACUGCACUUCAGCCUGGUGACAGAGCAAGACUCUGUCUCAAAAAAAAGAGAAAGAAAUUGAAAGAGGCUAUUGUCAAGCUGGGCUCAAGUGAAUAUAGCACUGAUAGUAAACAGCACCGAUAGAAUUUCUGUGAAUGUUAGCUAUGAAAGCAGAGUUGUUUGAGCAUAGGAACCAACACAUUCAUUUAGCACUUAGCAAAUAUGUAUUGAGCACAUACUAUGUGCCAGGCCCUGUGCUGAACAAAUGCAGAUAAAAGCACUGAACAAGGCACGUCUUUUACCCUCAAAAGGUCACAAAAGGAAACUAAGGCAAAUUAAGCAACAACAACAAAAAAAUGGAUUAUGUUUGUAUUUACUGUACUGUCUAAUGAAAUGUUUUUGUUUUAUCUUCUAAGGAUGUAGAUGCUUAUUUAUUACAGUUACAUUGAGAGAUUUCAUCUACUAAAGAGCAUUUGGUUUUUCAAAACAUCCCUGAACUGUAUAAUUUACAAAAAAAAAGUCUCGUCUGAGAACUGUGAACUGUGGAAGAAAUCAAAACUAUUUUUUCUUUUAAAAAGCCACAUAAUGAAACCACUAAUGAAAUCCCAGCAAUCUGCUUCACAUUGAAGUGGAAAAAUAUCCAAAAGGAGCAGCUUCAAUUUCAUUGAGGUGAAAGUGCACUAUGAAGAUUGUUCACCUUUGCUGCAUUUGGGAGUUAUAUGGUUAUUUGGUAACAUUAAGAACUACUGGAUUUUAAUGCAAUCCUGCAUAAAAAUAUAAUUUAUACUAUGUGAAAAAAUAAGACAGGACUUACCACUAGGAACCACCAAGACCAAUCAUCAUUAACUUUUUUAAGAUUGUGUUUUAUUAAAAAAAAAAACACUUAAAUGUUUGCAGCUAUUUUCUUAUGUUGAAAAGACUGAAAGUUUAAAACAUGAAAAAUAUCAAUAUUAAACAUUUUUUGUUCACACUGAGAUACUGCGUAUGUAAAAUGCCUUAAUUAUUAAUAAGCCAAUGUGUUGUGAUACCAAUAUCUGUUUUAAAAAACUAAAACCAACCAUGCUUCUGGCAUGAUAAAAUCAUGGAAUUAAAUCAGGGGUUUACAUUCUUGUAGAAUGUUCUUGAAACACUCUCUGCACCAUUUUUAAAACUUGAGAAUAGUUUUAGUAUCUCUGAUAUUUUUUGCCAGAAUCAUCAUGUCAUGUAUGAAUGUGUUAUCCCUAUCUAAGGAAAAAGGUGAAUAUGUUUUUGUAUGAAUGUUUAACUGGAAAUGUCCAUGGACUUGGCUAAUUUAUAUUUACUUUUUAUUGUACAUAGAUUUCUAAUAUUUUUCAUUCCUGUAUCAUUUAAACUUCCUUCAUUUGAGUAAAUUCACUAAAUAUUUCUAUUUUUUGCUUUUUUAAAUUCUGAUUUUAUAUGAAUUCUAAUUCUUUUUCACUACAUAUGUUUGAAAGAGUUACAUACAGUGAUUUAGAAUGGUUUACAGUUAAUGCUGAUCUUGUAUUUUAAAUUCCAACACUUUGUGUCACUACCUCCUCUAAUGGUUAGUAUGAUAUGCUAGCAGACUGUAUGAGGUCUUUUUUUAAAAUACCACUUUUAGUGUCAGUGAACCAAAUUCUGGAAUGUCUUAACAGCUCUAAAUCUUACUUGUCUUGAAAAUGAUUGGGGUUUAAUGCCACUGCUGGUGGUUCACACAUCAUCCCAUCCUUAAUAUGCCUGACAGGCAUCUGAGCAAAGGUUUUUAGUAAUUGAAUUUCUCUGCAGUAGUCCUUCAAGCACUUGAAUGUAAACCUUUAGCAUUUAUUCGUUUAAUGACUACUGAUACGAAUCUCAAGCAGAUUUCUUGCUCUUAAAAGUUAUGUUUCACUGAGUUCUGGUUUUGUGUAGCUAUAUUUUAUAUAGCUAGAUAUUCCUCACAGUGAACAUGAAUUGUAAUAAUUGGUUAUUUCCUUAAGUCUUUAGAUUAUAAUAAUUUCAGAUUAUUGCACUUCUGUGAUUUGAGAGGUGAGUUAUUUAAGAGGCCAGUUUUCAGGACAUGGGAAUUUGAAUUGUAAACCUGUUAUCUCUGUGAAACUUUUAACAUGAUAAAAUAUAACCUUUCUUUGUGCUUA